Molecule: messenger RNA, 8244 nt
Organism: Spirodela intermedia
Lineage: Eukaryota; Viridiplantae; Streptophyta; Magnoliopsida; Alismatales; Araceae
Source: the annotation of a GenBank genome assembly
AUGGAGAACGGAUUUGGUGCGAAUGAGAACCCUUCUCUCCAGAAUAUUGCUUCGUCGGUUAAUCAUCAAAAAGUAGGCUCCUUUUUUUUUUGAACUUAAUACAAAAUGAAAGGGUUUUUACUUAUCCUAGAUAUUCGGAUCUCUUUCAUAAAUACCAUUAUUCUCUCGAAUGAGGCAAGGCUCGCUUUUCAAAAUAUUCAACUAUUUGGAACUAGUUUCCAGUCAUCCGAAGGGUGGUAUCUUCGGAAGAAAAAAUCAUCAAUGUUUUUUAUCAAUUCUUCGGAUGCUAAUUCUAGAAGGGAAUCUUGCAAAUCAUUUUCUUUUAUAUUUCGUAUAUUUUUCAACUAGGGUCGUUUCGGAUUUUUCUGGCAUUGAUAUGCACUCGAUGAUCAACACUUCUGAGUACUCUUUUCAUGUGCAACCAAGGAUACAUCCAUUGGAUGAGCCAAUAAAUUACAUAAGAUUCACUUUUUGAUGGUCAUUAAAUGCAUUUUCUGAUUUUUUUGAGACAAUUUCAUUGUGCACUCACACUUAAAAUGCAUUAUAUUCGUGGGCUAGUAAGAUUAAUAAACCUGCACAAAGAACUUCGAGCUGCUCGUUUCAUGAAGAAUUUUCGCAAGACUUUAAUUCCAUUGUUGACCUCAAAAUGAAUGUGUUUGAACAUACAACAUUGUGCCAAUAUCCCAGAUUUUAACCGCAAAUCUUAUCAUAUUUCCAUUCUGCCUUCACUGCAAUGUUUAUUAUCUACGGCCUCGAGAGCAUAAGCAUGAAUUCCUAACCCAUGUGACACAAAGGAUAAAUAUCCAUGGUCUGUACUAAAUGAGUCCCAAAAUUAAGCAAUGGACCUCAUACUUCAUGUUGUAUUAUCAUUUGAACAGACCUGAUGACUUAUGUUAUGUCACUAGCAUGCUUGUGUUUUUUCCUGAUAUUUUAAUUAAGCUACAGUUUUAUCCUCUUCGGGAAGAGAUUAAAUACAGAAAGACCUUGAUAAGAUAGAAAGAUCGGUGAUCUUACCAUGUUAUGAUCAAGUUUCAAAGAUGGUAUCUGAGGAAAACCAUUUGCCUCGUAACCUCUUAAUUCAUGUUUUUUUCUCUGUUUAGGAGGAUCCAGGGAAAGUUGCACCAUUGACUUGGGAUCAAAAAAUAAAUAGCCCUGAAAAAGUUCCUCCGGAGUUUACUAUGACGCUUCCUGAGAUCAUUAAACUGGUACCUGCUCAGCCUUCCAUGACGUAUCAAAAUAUUUUUUAUCAUAUCACUUUAAAUCUGAUUUCCUUUAUUUUUGAAUGAAAAUUUUCUGUCACCCUGAAGAAUCCGUUAGGCCAUUUUCUGUGUCCCACUUUUACGGGGAAAAAAAACAGACAAAAUAAGGUCUCCUGCAUCCUUUCUUUGUCUAAACUCUCCUUGAAUUAGAGGGAAGUGCUUAUAGAUUUCUUCAUGCUAUUGAAGUAGAUCUCAGUAUAUUAUAGUAGAUCCAUUAAGACUCUAGGCCGAUUGCUCUUGCAGAAGAGACGGCUAGCAACUCGGACAGAUUUAUUUGUGUUUGGUAUCACAGAGGCAUUGAAUUUAGAAAAUAAAAUAUACCGCCAAAUGGAUGUAACACCAUGGGACUGUAUUGCACUCGGGGCCGUAGAGGUGACAGUGUGGAAUUGGAUGUGUUCAAGAGAUACCUGAUGGUACUUGUUGGUCAAGUGAAGAAACUGUCGAACUUCUAGAAAGGAUGUCAUAAUUUUAUUUUUCAUUAUCCAUAUUUAUGUAAUUCUUCCUUCAACGUAGCUUUCCAAACAUAAAUGAUAUCAAAUUGUAUUUUUUAGCGUUUUGAGUCAGACGGGGUGGAUGGCUUCUAUUUGUGAUCUUUGUGUCGCCCCAGUAAGCUUUCUAACACCUAGAAGAUAGUUAGAAAUCUAAUCAUACGUGUUAGUGAAAUUACUUGUUAUUCACACCGCCCUCAUCUGAUAAAAAUACAGCUAAUUUUAUUUCUUGGAAGUGAACAUUCCUAUGGUUCAUAUUUGUGAAAAGAAAAUAUGGUAAAGGCAUAAAAUUUUAAACCGCAUGUUUCAGCUGCCAUGUGUCUUCUUGCAUAUUUGACUUAAAAUUUUAAUUUACCGCAUAAAUUUGUAGUUUUAUCGUCACUUUGGUUUACAGAAACACUUGAAGAAUGGGUAACUCUGAUUCAUUCAAUUUGAUAUCCUCCGAUAAAUCUUAGAACCUGGUGAUUAUAGAUUCGCUUUAUCAUUCUGUAUUUUGGUACAAGAUAUCCUCCAAUAAAUCUUAUACUUGAUGAAAAUGACCGAUAUUAUCAUCUCUGUAUUUCACCACGUUUCAUUUUUCCUGAAUUUUCGUAUUUUAUUUCGUUCACAUUAUGGGCCAGGAACUUUCUAACCUGUUUCCUUGAGUUUUAUGAUAGUCCCCUUUAGGUUUCAGAUUAUGCUACUUAGUGGUCGAAGAAAUUUCCAAAGGACGGGUGAGGUUUUCUUUCACGAACUGCUCCUCUCUUAUGAGAAAUUUCUUUUUGUUAAAAAAUCAUAGUCCUAGACAUUAAUUUUCAUGCCUUCAUUUUUACAGCAAACAAUAAUAGAUCCUUUCACACCGAACAACUACACUUCUUCUCAGGGUGUUCCCCUGGGUGGUAUUGGGUACGCUUAUAUGUUUCAUCAAUUUUCUAUCUAUAUUCUUAUACAUUUUAUUUUUUUACAAAAUUAUUCUGCUAUAGAAAAUUAAAUAUGCAUUAUUGAUUAGAAUAUGCACCUUUUACUGAGGGAAAUCAAUUUUUUUCCCGUCAUUUCUUCCCUGAGGAUUAUUUUCGUGACAUAAUUGAAGAAUUUAAUGUUUUCUGGUUGCUUAUUCGCGACAUCAUGAUCAUAAACUGUCACGGAGGGGAAGGGUUCAUCAACAUGUCGGGUUAUACUGCAUAUUCUGCAUUCCAGCUUCAAGAUCUUGGGGCACAGUCUCGGUGAAAAAAAAUAGCUUUAAUUUUUCGAUUUUAGUCUCUAAAAAUUAAAUGUUUCAAGGUGAUAUGUUUAGUCUCUAUACUUUCAUUAUCAGUGUUUAAAAAUUUGUGAUUAUUUUUAUAAUUUGGGAAUAAAUUACAAGUAAUUGCCUCGUUUCAUUGUAAGUACGGAAUUAGGAACCAGAAACAUGCAUUUUAGCGGUCAUAGCUGUGUAUCAUGACUAAUCCCCCGUGUGGGAUUCGUUCUUCCUGUGUUGACAAUUGCGGUCAUGUACAUUGGUCUAACAUCAAGAAGGACAUUCUGCUUUUAUUUUGGGUAGAAAUUUCAAUUAAUGGCGAAUUAGCUCUUCGGCGUUAACUCCUUGCAUAAUUAUUCGUUUCAUUGCCUCGAGCCACAGCUAAUUGCUUUUUUAAUUACAUUAUUCGGGAAGAAAUGUUUUUCGGAUGUUAUGUCCAUUGAUUCAAUAAAUUAAACUCCAUUAGGAUUAACUCCAUGUAAUUAUAUCUUCAAUGGAAAUUUUCAAUCUGAAGAGCUGGAAGCAUCGGAAGAAGCUAUAAAGGUCACUUUCAACGCUGGCAAUUGUUCCCCGGAGUGCGUGAAGAAGAGCCUGUAUUGGCAGAUCAGUUUUCUGUAAGUCGUGUACUUAUUAUUUGGAGCAUACGCAGUAUUACCAUGAUAAGCACUAUGGUUUUGCUCUUUUGAUGAUUAUAAUACGACGAAAUUAAGUUUAUAAAAUAUGUGGUAGAAGGGACUAAUAUUUUCUUGGAACUGAACAUUCUGGCAUUGGAAUAGCUGACUGAAAUAGGCCUCCAAGUUUGUUAUUUCUGUCGAAAUUUACUUCUCCAGCUGCACUUUCUAGGAAAGCUUCAAAAUUCUGGAAAACUUUUACCUUUUAAUCUUUGACGGACUCGAAGAUUUAAUAACUGAUGAUUGGAAGAGUCUCUUUCUGGAGGACAGGGUCUUUCAAUGAAGAAAAAUUGAGGUUCUUUAACCUGGUCAAAAUCACGACUGGAGUUUAACCUUAAAAAAACCAUUUUUCAGCACAGACAUUUUGAGCACGGUCGCCACCUUUAUCUUCUGGUGUCCUCAUAAUUUGUCUAAACGUAGUAGUCACACGAACUAUAUUUUGAUCCAUUGCUAUAUAUUAAUGUCUAAACAUUCUUUUCUUAAAGGUAACAUUAUUUUCAUCUAAUAUCGUUUAAAUAAAAUGCAAUUUUACUGCCACGGAAAUUUUCUUUAUAAUUCUAGAGGUGUUAAGCGUUUUCAUCAUGAUAUUAACCUCCUCGUAGGUCUUUGUCUCACGUCCAAAUGGUAAAAAGAGCUCCACUGUUUUAUGCCCAAGGCGUGAAGAUCUACACAAGUAAGCAAGUCUUUAUUCCUUGUUACUGUAGAUUUUAUUUUGGAAAAAUAUAUUAAUUAAAUAUACAAAGCUAGAGUUCUUAUCAUUGGUCCAGCAUCUUAAGUAUCCUUGCUGCGAAAUACACAGACGUAGUGCGACUUCAGGCACGGAAUCCUGGGAUUGGAAUCUAAAUGGUCAUAAUUCCACAUACCAUGCAUUGUUUCCGAGAUCAUGGUCCAUAUAUGAUGGUAAUCAUCUUAACCAUGUAGUUGAAUUGUUACUCUGCAGGCAAUCAAUAAAUUGAUCCUUAAAUUAUUAUUUUUUUUAAUGCAGGAGAACCUGACCCAGAACUUCAAAUAAUAUGCCGUCAGAUUUCCCCCUUCAUUCCCCACAACUAUCAGGAGAGCAGCUACCCUGUUGCAGCAUUUACAUUCACGGUACCAAACAAGGGGCUCAUUAACGACUUCUGAGUAUUCAGCUUUCAAUUUUUUGAAUGUUUUUUAUUCAUCCAGAUGCUAUUCGUUCUUCCUUAUGCAGCUACAUAAUUCAUCAGAAAGUCCCGCAGACGUCACGCUGCUUUUCACAUGGGCUGUAAGUCUCAGGAUACAUAUUCGUAAAACAUUUAUUUCACAUUUCUACACGAGCAUGCGCUUACUACCUUGUUAUCCUGAUUAGUUUCUGCAUUUUACAACCUGAAAAGGUUGAGGACCUUGCUUGAUUCAUUGGUUUUCAUGGCUCUUCUUGCAGAACUCUGUGGGAGGGAAAUCUGAGUUCACUGGAGGUCAUUUUAAUUCAAGGAUGAUGUAAGGCUGCUGUGUGAUAAUCCUUGUAGCUUGUAUAUUCUUCCAGUAUUAAAUUGGUCCUUCCUUAUAUUCUGAUACUCAAAUGUUAAAAAAAAAUAAAAUCUAGUGCUGAAGAUGGCGUACAUGGAGUGCUUCUCCACCACAUGUAAGUCGUGGAUGGUUCCUUCGUCCAUGCGCAAGCGCUUGAAAUUUUGCUCCUUUCUCACACUCCAUCGUGUACGUCUUUCCAGGACUGCAAAUGGGAAGCCCCCGGUAACAUUUGCUAUUGCAGCACAGGAGACUGCCGAUGUUCACGUCUCCGACUGCCCUCGAUUCUCGAUGAACGCAAGUUCUGAUGGGUUCACUGCAGCGGACAUGUGGAAUGAAGUCAAAGAGGUCUGGUUUUUUCCUAUUUUCUAUUUUCUCUUCUCUUUUUAGCCUGUGAUGCCGUUGAGAAUGCUUCGACUUCGGACCGUUGACUUUGGGAUGAGCAAUUAGGAAUGGAGAUUCUCGUCUGAAUGCUUUUCUGCAAUACAUUUAUACACUUAGAUAUGGCCGAUGAGAAUUCGAAGUCAACCCACAGAAGCACUCUUUUUUUUCCCUCUUCAAUCCUCCAUGAUGCUGACUCCAAGUAUAACGUUUUUUUUUUUCUUUGUAUAGCAUCGAUCGUUUGCCCACCGUACACCCGAUGAAGCGUCGGCCCCAUCCGAACCAGGAGAAUCUAUUGGAGCAGCCGUCUCUGCUUCCGUGACAGUUCCUCCGAAUGAAGUCCGUACUGUUACAUUCUCUCUUGCCUGGUGUUGUCCUGAAGUUUCGUUCCCCGGCGGGAAGACUUAUCAUAGGUCAGUUGAACAUUCUCGACAAGCUCUCUCAGAAAUCCAAGUUCAAAUCCGGCGGCUUAACGCUGAUGGGUGGGUCCAUCGAUGCAGGCGCUAUACGAAGUUCUAUGGAACCGGGGAAGAUGCGGCUGCUAAACUUGCUCAUGAUGCAAUCACCGGUAACCUUCAACAUUCUCUCGCCAUAAUUAGCAAACCAAAACUAUUCACAUCAAAAGGAAAAAUCUGUACGGGAUUUACUGGGUCAUAUUCUGAUUACCUAAAAUAGCUGGAUUGUGGAUAGAGUCUCUGCUUCUUGAUACUGCCCAAGAUUUCUUGAUCGGUGUUUGUGUCCUUUUAAUGCAGAUCACGGCCGUUGGGAGGCCCAAAUUGAUGAAUGGCAAAGGCCUAUUCUGCUGGAUAAGCGUCUUCCUGAAUGGUGAAAAAACCCGAGUGACGUAAUUAACCACCAGUUUUUUCAUGAUUUUUGGGUGCAAAAAAAAAAUGAAUUUUGAAGGUCCUUUCAGGUACCCAGUGACUCUCUUCAACCAGCUCUACUAUCUUACCGCCGGAGGGACUAUCUGGACUGGUACGCACGUUCUUUCCAAAUCACUGCGCUCCCCUGCGGAGCAUGGUUUACGUUAGUUUGACCUAAAGCGACGUCUUUCUCGCGCGCCACAGAUGGGUCACAUCCCCUUCAGAGCUUGGCCUCGAUCAAAGGGAAGAAGUUCUCCCUCGAUAGAUCCAGUUCAUCUCAUAGAACCCUAACUGACGUCACCCAACAAAAAACCGACACGGCAUCCGACGUGCUCCACAAGAUGACGUCGGUGCUCGAGGAUCUGCACGCAUCUGCUUUAUCUAGUAGUGCCUUCGGAUCAUCUCUGCUCGGUGAAGGAGAGGAGAACAUCGGCCAGUUCCUCUACCUCGAAGGGAUCGAGUACCUCAUGUACAACACCUACGACGUCCACUUCUAUUCAUCCUUCGCGCUGGUUAUGCUGUUCCCCAAGCUCGAGCUCAGCGUCCAGAGGGACUUCGCGGCGGCUGUGAUGAUACAUGAUCCGGAGAAGGUGAAAACCGUAUAUGACGGGAAGUGGACCUCUAGGAAGGUCAUCGGCGCAGUUCCUCAUGAUCUUGGAAGCAACGAUCCUUGGUUCGAAAUCAAUGCCUAUUCAUUUCACGACACAAACAGGUGGAAGGAUCUGAACCCUAAAUUUGUUCUUCAAGUUUACAGAGACAUAGUGGCCACCGGUGAUAAGUCAUUUGCGCGAGCUGUCUGGCCGUCCAUCUACACUGCGAUGGCCUACAUGGAGCAGUUUGACAAGGACGGAGACGAAAUGAUCGAGAACGAAGGUUUCCCGGAUCAGACUUACGAUGUUUGGUCAAGCAAGGGAGUCAGCGCCUACACCGGGGGACUCUGGUUGGCGGCUCUUCAGGCCGCCUCCGCCAUCGCCGGUGAAGUCGGCGAUGGAGCUUCCGAGGCGUACUUCCGGUAUAAAUUUCAGAGGGCGAAAGCUGUGUACCAAGAGGAGCUGUGGAAUGGCUCCUAUUUCAACUACGACAACAGUGGCGGCAAAUUCAGCUCCGCAAUACAGGCGGAUCAGUUGGCCGGCCAAUGGUGGGUAUUCCAUCUCCGUAACCUUCAGGUUUUCCUUAGUUCUGCAGAUCAUGAUUCAAAAGGAAGGGCAUUUAUUUCUCACAUUUCCCUCCAUUCCAGGUAUGCCCGAGCCUGCGGGCUGCAGACUCUGGUCGACAAGGAAAAAGCACAGACCGCCCUCGACAAGAUAUACCAGUUUAAUGUGUUGAAGAUCAAGGAGGGGAGACGCGGAGCAAUCAACGGAAUGAGACCAGAUGGCACCGUCGACAGGUCAACGAUGCAAUCAAGGGAGAUAUGGCCGGGGGUGACCUUCGGCCUGGCUGCCACCAUGAUCCAGGAAGGCAUGGUGGAGGCGGCCUUCAAAACCGCGGAAGGUGUCUACGAGACCGCAUGGUCGGACAAAGGAUUGGGGUGAGUUGAUAUUUCCCCCCACCAGAGAUCUUCACAUCCCUUUUUCACUAAUAUUUUCCGCCGACUAUUUGGGCAGCUACGCCUUCCAAACUCCUGAAGCGUGGAGCACAGAAGACAGAUUCAGGUCUAUGAGCUACAUGCGGCCCCUCGCCAUCUGGGCCAUGCAGUGGGCGCUGUCGCUACCAGAGAUCACGAGGGAGAAGACGAAGGGGGAAAACACGCGGGAAGAAGCUCCUCCUCCCUUUCAGAGCCUCUCUUUCAAGAGAGUCGCAAGCCUCCUGAAGCUUCCCAAAGAGCCGUCUGCCAGCGUUCUUCAGACUAUCAUUGACAUAACCUGUCGCAGACAGAGGACGUGA